Messenger RNA from Trypanosoma cruzi, 825 nucleotides. RefSeq names its product deoxyribose-phosphate aldolase, putative. Gene Ontology annotation, cellular component: cytoplasm. Lineage: Eukaryota; Euglenozoa; Kinetoplastea; Trypanosomatida; Trypanosomatidae. The record is from RefSeq and is a predicted model, not a curated record. The transcript has a single exon. Gene Ontology annotation, molecular function: deoxyribose-phosphate aldolase activity. Bases 1 to 825 code for a protein of 274 amino acids. Gene Ontology annotation, biological process: carbohydrate catabolic process; deoxyribonucleotide catabolic process.
AUGACUGACCUGCGUAUGACUGAGCGCCCGGGCUUUACUGGGAAACUCAACGAGAAAAUCCUGGAGCGCGUCCGAUUCCUGGCAGGAGAGCUGCAGAUACCUGACCUCGAGUCGAAGUUCCCCCACUUGAAAGUGACGGACGGCUCAUGGCGCCCACCGCUUCCGGGUGAUGAUGUCAACUUGGCUGCCUACAUUGACCACACGCAGCUUAAGCAGGAGGCGCCAAUGGCAGACAUUGUGAAGCUCUGUGAGGAGGCGAGGCAGUACAAAUUUUAUGCAGUUUGUGUGAACAGUUCUCGCGUGAAGCUUUGCGUGGAGAAGCUGCGUGGCACAGGCAUCAAGACUGGCGCAUCAUGUGGCUUUCCCCUUGGGGCAUGCAGUACCGCAGCGAAAGUAGCGGAGGCGAAGACGAUGGUGCAGGAAGGCGCGGAGGAUAUGGAUAUGGUGCUGAACGUUGGUGCGCUGAAGGACAAGGACUACCGUUAUGUCCUGGAAGACAUUAAGGCAGUCCUUGCUGUGUGCCCACCGCACGUGACGACAAAAGUUAUCUUUGAAACGUGCCUCUUGACGGAGGAAGAGAUUAUUGACUGUGCCAUCAUCUCUGUUGUGGCGGGCGCAAGUUUUGUAAAGACAUCCACUGGGUUUAACAGCGGUGGUGGGGCCACACCGGAGGCCAUUGAUGUCAUGCUCGCCGUUGUUGGCAAGGCUGCGAAGGUGAAGGCGAGUGGUGGUGUGCGGGAUCGGUUCACAGCCUUGCAGUACGUGAAGGCAGGUGUUUCCCGCUUAGGCACAAGUAGCAGCAUCGCCAUCGCCACGUGCAAGUGA